UGUACAUGUAGUAGUUCAAAUGGUAAUUUGAAUAUUUGGGUCAAGUGUCACUUUUGAUUUCCGUCGACAUUUUUAUGAAAUUUCGAAAAGUAUGAGGGCAUUUGAUUGGAAAAGCGUUACGUGUUUGUUGUGAGUUCAGUUCGGCGCUAAAAUUGGAUCAUAAGAAAAUUGGAAGUUUGAUCAAUAUCUUUUAUUUACUGGAUACGUAUGAUCUCGUGCUGGCGAUUACAAAAAUGGAAGCCGAGAUGAAAAUCGGGAUUGAUACAGCUGAUGAAAAAGGGAAUGAGACCAAGGCUUUGGUCAAGAAGAAAAAUGAAAGUUCUCGUAUCUCGGUGAAGGAGUUUUUGAAUUACCUGAAAACAGCUUAUCAGCUACAAGAUAAUGAGAGUGGCGGCGAGGGAAUAUUGAUGUCUGGUGGCAUGAAAGACGCAGUUGACUGGUUGAAAAGUAAGGAGAACCAAGAGCUGUUAAGAAUAAAUAGUAUCUGUUUGUCAAACGUCUGAUACUAUGUUGCAGGAAGAUGCAAAAGAAACACGUAGUAAGAAAAGUGGUACGAGCUGCACUAAUAGUAAUAACGCUUCCGUUAGUAACUUGUCAGAGGCGGACUCACUGAAAAACAAAUUGAGUGAGGUUUUGUCUGAAGGACUUCUGGACUCUGUUUUACCAUACCUCGUACAAAAUGCUGCCAACAUCAAGAAGAAUCUAUCAGUUAAAUUAAAUGAGAAGCUCUCGGUUCAGUCAAGCUCACAGUCUUCAAGUGAAAAGGUACUGUCUAAAAAGUCGUCUGGAGACUCCAGUUGUAAGUUGAGUGUCAUUAAAACUGACUCCGAGGUGGAGAUACAUGUAUGCGAUGAGGUGAAGAAUAUGAAGAAAACAUUUGUGUGCAACCAGAAACUACUUGUCGAAAAAAUGGGAUACUUUGCAGAGGUGACACUAGGUCAACGCUUGGAGGAUAUGGACAUAUCGGUUCACUGCGACAUAGCCAUAUUCGAAUGGCUCAUGCAGUGGGUGAAAAAAGAAUCUCUGUUAGAGGAAGAUUGGCCUAAAUUGGACCCUCAGUGCGUCAUACCGAUUCUGGUAUCGGCCGCAUUCCUACAAAUGGAUCCGUUAUUGAAUGAUUGUCUUUUAUUUUGCCAUGAACAUAUGAAUGAGAUCCUCAGGACCAGUACCAACUUGUCCUGUUUGAAUGAUUCUGUUCUGACGAGAUUAGCUGCAAUGUACACCAAUACUGAAGUGGAGGCUAUCAAGGACCGAAAAGACAAAAUACAAUCGCGACUGUUCACAAAGCUCAUCAUGUCAUUAGGUGAACCGGACGCUGAGAGUGUUAGGGGACAUUGGUGUUCUCUAGCAAGUCUUUUCAAAUGUGAGAAAUGCCACUUGCUUAUGACUCCUCAUGUGGCGCCAAAUAUUCCAUGCAUACCAUCAUGCAUGAGAUUGCAACCAGACGGAUCAAUUAUAAGUUUGCAUGUGAUGGAUCUCAGAUGGUCUCUGAGCAACCACAUCGUCACUUUACGCUCCGCCCUAAAGUCGUGGCGUCGCGUUUAUUGGCGGCUGUGGGGCUCCGCCCAUUUCUUGUUUUGCGCCGCCUGUCGCCAGCCUUUCCCAUGUACCCGUCACGCUUGGUGUCGUCAUCAUCCUGACCCGCCCCAGUUUUUCGCCACGGAUGCUGGGUGUCAGAAACCGCCGUUGCCCGUCGGAAGGUACCCCUGUUGUGGCGAAAGGGCAUACAGGUUCAAGGUGCUGGAUGAAGGUGGCGGGUGUCAAUUCAGGCAGCAUAUGGUAUGUUCGAUGGAUAUCAGAGAAACUGCUAUAUACAGUAUGUUGGAGAGCUAUAGACAUUUGAUAGAAGAGGAACCUCCUCAAUUGCUGUUUCCAGAAAGGCUAACGCGGUUAGUGGCAAGAGGUACGUAUAGUAAAACAUUUCUGAUAUAUAUUUUUUUAUCUAACGUAAAUAUAAAACUAAUGGAAUUAUAAUUU
Molecule: messenger RNA, 1977 nt
Organism: Acanthoscelides obtectus
Lineage: Eukaryota; Metazoa; Arthropoda; Insecta; Coleoptera; Chrysomelidae
Source: the annotation of a GenBank genome assembly